Brettanomyces bruxellensis is the source of this 747-nucleotide messenger RNA. RefSeq lists its product as uncharacterized. The transcript has a single exon. NCBI's taxonomy places the organism in Eukaryota, Fungi, Ascomycota, Pichiomycetes, Pichiales, Pichiaceae. The record is from RefSeq and is a predicted model, not a curated record. The coding region runs from base 1 to 747 and encodes 248 amino acids.
AUGUCAUUUAAAGGAAAGGCCACUAUCAUUACUGGUGCAAACAAGAAUUUGGGCAAAAAGACAGCAAUCGCAUUUGCACAAGAGGGCAGCGAUUUACUUCUUCAUUGCCAUAGUGCCAAAUCGAAAACCGAGUGCGAGCAACUCGCCGACGAAUUAACAAAGAGAUAUGGAAUUAGGAGUACCGUUUAUCAGGGCGAUUUAACAGAAGAGAAAGCCAACAAGGAGUUAUUCGCACAGGCAAUUCAGAAGUUUGGUAAAGUUGACUAUGCCAUAAACAACGUUGGAAUGGUUUUGAGAAAGCCACUAGCAGAGACCAGCUUGGAUGAAUACAACACUAUGUUCAACAUCAAUACGAAAGCUGCUUUUCUCUUCUUGAGGGAGUCCGCCAACAAGUUGGCCGAUAAUGGAUCUGUGGUGAUGCUCACUACAUCUUUGCUUGCUGCCUACUGUGAUGGAUACUCAUUGUACCAGGCUGCGAAGGGCUCGGUUGAAUAUAUGUGCAAGGCCUUAUCAAAAGAGACUAAAAGAAGAAUUUCGUUCAAUUGUGUUUCCCCAGGCCCGAUGGACACACCAUUUUUGUAUGGCCAGGAAAAUGACCAAAGAGUUGCAUUCUUCAAGACUCAGGCUGCUGCCGGAAGAUUGACCGAGGUCGAAGAUAUUGUUCCUAUCAUCAAGUUUGUUGUUAAGGACGGUCAUUGGAUGACAGGUCAAAACUUGUUUGCAUCCAACGGCUUUACUGCCCGUUAA